Messenger RNA from Musca domestica (house fly), 2613 nucleotides. Its product is annotated as origin recognition complex subunit 2-like. The record is from RefSeq and is a predicted model, not a curated record. Gene Ontology annotation, molecular function: DNA replication origin binding. The transcript has 4 exons. Gene Ontology annotation, biological process: DNA replication. Bases 126 to 2090 code for a protein of 654 amino acids. Lineage: Eukaryota; Metazoa; Arthropoda; Insecta; Diptera; Muscidae. Gene Ontology annotation, cellular component: nucleus; nuclear origin of replication recognition complex.
AGUAUCUUUGGAGCGUUUUUAAUUUCGGUGUUACCAAACUUUUGAAAGCGCGCGUUGGGAGCAGUGUCCUUUCUGGUAGCAUUUCGCACAUUUAAUAUUUUGCAUUAGAAGAUUGAAGUGUUGUUAUGUCCACGCCAACAAAAAUAAUAGCUAACAGUGAAAAUGAUCAUCGGACACCACAGAAGCCGGCUACGGGAAAGACAACAAAGACACCAUCUUCGAAGAGUUUAAAAGCAGUGGAGAACAUAAUGCAUCACAACAGUGGCACAACUGAUGAAACCGUAUCCUCGUCCGGCACGGAAGGUGCUGAAAGUAUUAUUGAUGUUGUUGUGGAAAAUUCUAGCGAGGAGAAUGUUCAUGACGUUACACAUGUACGUCGCUCCGGAAGGGUGCCAAGUCCCACAAAGAAAUUUCUAAGUGGUGACUAUGUUGUUGAUCAAAUACCCGGCAGUGGGGGUAAACGCAAAGAAGUGGAAAGAAAACGUCGUAAUAAAAAUGAUGAAAUAACCGACGAGGAUGAAGAUGACGAGGAGGACGAGAAUUCUGAUUUGGUAGCAGUAGCUAAGACUAAACCAGGUGAUCUUCAGUUAUUGCUUGAUGAGGGCGAUGUCGAGGGAAAGGCAAUGUUUGGUUUUAAUACUCCCAAAAAGAAGGGUGCGAUGGCAUUGGCUGCUAUGAAUACGCCAAAAGGGCUGGCAACGCCUAAGACGCCCAAGACACCUGGCAGACUGGGUAAGACACCAGAUGCCAAAAAGUCAAGGAAGUCUACUCUGGAACCUAAAACUCCAUCGCGGGUAAGGAGUAAAGUUAAAAAUCAGAUUGCUAAAAUGGUUCAGGACGAAUCGGGUUCCGACUUUUCAGGCGAUGAAAGUGAUUUCCAACCCUCUGGUAGUGAAAGUUCAUCAAGUGAUAAUGAAUCUUCAGGUCCCGAUAAUGAAGCCGAUGAUGAGCCCAAAACACCUUGCAAGAGUCGCCGUUCUAUUGUGGUACCCAUUUUACCAAAAACACCCUCUGCUGCCCGUUUAAGGCAAUCGGCGAGAGUUAAGAAAUCCGCCGAUUAUGUACCGGAAAGUGAUGGUUACUUUCAAUCACAUUCCAGCGGAAAAAUUCUAACAUCUGAUCACACAUUGGAUCGCCUGAAGACUCCUCGACUGCCGGCAGACCGCUUAUUUUCUUUAUUGGCUGAAAUGAAAGUUUCCGCAGAACAUGAAACCUCGAUAAAUGCCAUAAUGGAAGAAUAUAAGUCUUAUUUUCCCAAAUGGUUGUAUAUUCUCAAUGAAGGUUACAACAUAAUGCUAUAUGGCCUUGGUUCAAAACGUCAACUGUUGCAGGCUUUUCAUAGAGAGGUGUUAUCGAAACAACCUGUAUUGGUUGUUAACGGAUUCUUUCCCAGCUUAACACUAAAGGAUAUACUUGAUAGUAUAACUAAUGAUAUUUUGGAUGCCGGUAUUAGCCCGGCUAAUCCGCAUGAAGCUGCCGAUAUGAUUGAAGAGGAAUUUGCAUUGAUUCCUCAGACACAUUUGUAUUUAAUUGUACAUAACUUGGAUGGUUCUAUGUUGCGAAAUGCAAGAUCUCAAGAGAUUUUGUCACGGUUGGCUAAGGUUCCAAAUAUUCAUAUGCUGGCGUCGGUGGAUCAUAUUAACACUCCGUUAUUAUGGGAUCAAACGAAGUUAAGCAAUUAUAAUUUCUCCUGGUGGGAUUGUACCACAAUGUUGCCAUACACCGAUGAAACAUCCUUUGAAAACUCCUUGUUGGUACAGAACUCCGGAGAGUUGGCAUUGUCCUCAAUGCGUAGUGUAUUCCUAUCACUUACCACCAACAGUCGUGGCAUUUAUAUGAUUAUUGUAAAACAUCAGCUUAAAAAUAAGGGAAAUCCUAAUUAUCAAGGAAUGCCCUUUAAGGAUCUAUAUUGGAGUUGUCGUGAGGCGUUUUUGGUCAGUUCAGAUUUGGCAUUGAGAGCACAGCUAACUGAAUUUUUAGACCACAAAUUGGUCAAGUCCAAACGUAGUGUAGAUGGUUCGGAACAGCUUACAAUACCCAUUGAUGCACAAUUGCUGCAACAGUUUUUGGAUGAACAAGAAAAGAAAUAGCAUUUCAUUAUCUGCGUAUGUUUCUCUAAAACGAUUUCAAAACAAAUUUACACAAAAAUAUUGCCUUUAUUUUUGGUUAGAAAAUAUAAAAGAAACAAGAUAAAGUUUUUAUAUCGUUUUAAAGGAACUACCCCUAAGGAUCAUAGUUUUCGUUACAUUAUUUACAUGUUAUAUUUAUUUAUUAUAUUUUUCCAUAUUAUAUUUAUCAUUGUACUUUCCUAAGUCCAAAUUGGAUUUUAAACAGAACAGCUCAAAUUAUUUAAAUUUUUUAAACUACUGCAUAUUUUUUCAAAUUGUUGAUCUGUUCCAGAAUCUGCAAGAAUCUACUAUUUUUUGCAUUUUUUCCGUUUUCAUAAAGGGAAAAUCGGUUAUCCUAGUAAAAACAUUUACAUUCUUGCAGUUCUGGAACAGACUGUGUAUAAAUUUAAUAAUAACAAUAUUAUUUAGUGGUAUUUUGAAUAUUUAAACAUGAGUACAAAAACAUGAAGCUGUCCCGCAAAUCUAAUAAAAGUCAAAACAAAUA